AAUUUUGACGAGGAUUUUGUGAUCUCAAUUCCUGUGCUCCCCUUGCAAUUGGACGAGGUUAAUGAGGAAAGGGAAGUUUUCUUCGUCUCCCAUUUUGAAUCUGAUUUUCAUUUCGAUCGGAGAAGUUGCAUUGUUAAUCCGUGCGUGAAAGUCAAGAUGUGGUGGGGAUUACUUCAUCGCCAAGAACGAGGAGGACCACUCUUCCUCAGAUUUUCUCUGAGUCUUCUCAUUAUCCAAAAUAUGAGAACUCCGGGCGCCAAUGCGCAGAAACUCGAGGAAGUGGCGCUGCCCAUCCAAGAAGCAUACAUAACGGACUUUGACCAUCACUCGGAAUUUCCCCCUCGAGCCGCCAAGGUCAGUUUGGAUCUGGGAUCGAGCUCCUACUCCUCGAUGAUGGGUCGAUCGCACUACCGUAGCUUGGGAUCGGCUUCUCGCUCCAGUCCGAAACAUGCUCUGGCGGAUUUCACCGAUUUCCUUUCUCGUCAGACCUCAGGUCUGGACCCGAAUGGCGACAGCAUGGGCUGCGGCUUUUGUCGAACGGACCUACGAGAAGGUGAUAAUGGAACAGUAAAGAGCUCGAACUUCCCCUACCCGUAUCCCGACAACGAGAACUGCUUGUGGUUGCUUCAGACCGUGGACCCCGAUCUGCGUGUCGCCCUGACUUGCGACACGAUCCACCUGGAAUCCUGCGGAACCUUGGGCAAGAACUCACCCAUGUGGAAAGACUAUCUGAUCAUAUCUCCAUUAUGGUCAUUUAAAAAGAGCUGGGUGUACUGCGGACAUGCCACCACAAUGACUGCUUUGAGACACAUCUCACUCUGUGACAAAAUGGCCAUCGCAUUUCGGAGUAAUGAGAACGGAAAGCGCUACCAGGGGUUUCAUUGCACCUACCAAGUGUUCAGAUCCGAGGAGGGGCGACUAGGGGCCAAUGUGUAAUUACCGAGAUAUCUUUUUUUUAUUGUUGAUCGCAUUGAUUUUUGGUCACAGUCGGUUUGCUAAUGAUUCAUUUAAGAUUUAUAUGCUGCUCUUUUCUCUA
Tigriopus californicus is the source of this 1036-nucleotide messenger RNA. Its product is annotated as cubilin-like. The transcript is spliced from 2 exons. NCBI's taxonomy places the organism in Eukaryota, Metazoa, Arthropoda, Copepoda, Harpacticoida, Harpacticidae. Bases 157 to 936 code for a protein of 259 amino acids. The record is from RefSeq and is a predicted model, not a curated record.